Paramecium pentaurelia is the source of this 4450-nucleotide messenger RNA. Lineage: Eukaryota; Ciliophora; Oligohymenophorea; Peniculida; Parameciidae. The record is from the annotation of a GenBank genome assembly.
AUGAAUGAGAAUAUAUGUAGGGAUUGUAAAAUGACAUUUGAAUCAAGUGAAUAAUUGGCUAAUCACGUUAAAAGAGUAUUAAAGCAUAAAUUGAUGAUAGUUUUGUAUAAAUUCUGAUUAUGGUAAUUUAAAUAAAUUGGAACAGAAACAUGAAUAUGUUACAAAACCUGCCUAUCCAGAAAUGAAACCUAGUUUAAAAUAAUAGGAUCCAUCAUCACUAAAGAAUUAUGGUGGAUAUACAUUAGUAUGUAGAUUUAAUAAAUCAGGACUAAAUCAAAUCAAAUCUAAAAACUAAUGAUGAUGAUUUUAAAAGAUUAGAAAAUGCUGUACUUAGAAAGAAAGAGGAUGAAUUAAUUGAUUAAAUAGAUAAGCUAAAAUAGGACAGAUAAUAAAUGAGAGUAGUUAGUGAUUAAGAUGAACACAUUUAUUCAAUACUGUUACAAGAAGUAGAAUUGAAAAAAGAAAGAGAGUUUUAAAGUAGAAUAGAAAAAGAAUAGAUACGCAAAUUAAUUAAUGAAAUAGAUUCAUGGAAGAUGUCUGUAUUGGAAGAAUAAAAAAAAUAAAUGUUAGAAAAGUUAUUAGUGGAAAGAGAAGAUUUGAAAAAUAAAUAAUUAUAAUUAAUAGAAGAUAUCAAAUUAUUUACUAGAGGACAUAAAACAUUCUUUUCAAUGGAAUAAGCAUAAAGAGUUACUGAUAAUAGAAUAAUAGCAUCAGCUUAAUAUUCAGAAGCAAAAUAAUAAUUAGUUAAAUUACAUACUAGAUUAGAAUAUAUGGAUGCAGAGAGAAAUAGGAUUUAAGAUAAUGUAGAGAGAAUUAAAUUAGGAGAUUUUGGAGAAGUAAGAAGAGGAGAAUCUUCAAAAAAUAGUAUACGUAAUAGUUAAUAAAUAUUGAAUGAUUAAACUUAAAUAAGAAAUCAUUAGAAUUAUGAAGAAAUUGCAAGGAUGAAAGAAAAAAUAGCUUAAGAUGCUUAGAGAUUAGAAUAAUUAAAAAGAGAAUAAAUGGAAAGAGUAGAUAGAUUAAAAACAUCUAGACCUUAAUCUCAUUUAUCAAAUUAAGUUAUAGAUGAAUUAUAAUAAUUAAAAAAUGAUUAUUAAUAAGCAGGAGGUUAAGAUCCUAAGUUUUUAAAUGAUGUAAAUAAUUUAGAAUCCUUUUAUAAAGGAGCAGUAUAAUAACCGUAGUAAUUAUAAUAAUCAUAAUAAUAAUUUUAAUAAUAAUAAUAAUAAUAACCUAAUUAAUUUUAAUAAUAAUAACCAAUUUAAAUAUUUUAAUAAUAACCUAUGUUUAUUAAUCCUUAAUAAUAAGAAAUUUAAACAAUUAAACCAAAAAAAAAAGAUUUUAAUGAUCCAUUUUAAUAAUUUUCAAGAAAGAAAGAAUUUUUCUUAUAAAAUAAUGUGAGAGGGGUUGAUUUAACUAGAGAAGAAUAAAUAUUGAUGAAUUUGCAGGCAUAAGAAGUAGAUUCUUUAAGAAUGAUUUCAAGAAUUCCUAUAGGAACUGAAAUUUAUAGAUUUAAAAUGGAAUAAUAUAAAGAAUUGUCAACUAUGAGAGCUGAAAUGGAAAAAAUUAUUUAAGAAUAAAGAUUAUAAAGAGUAAGAAGAAAUUUCGAAAAGAAAAGAAGAGAAAAGGAUAAAGAAUUUGAAAAUAAUAAAUGGGUUGAUGAUCAAAGGAAAUUUAUAAUAGAAAAUAGAUUAAGGAAUGAUUUUGGAGAAGCAAGAAAGGAGAGUCAUUUAUAUGAUCCAGCUGAAGGAUUAGUUAUUCAUUGGGAUUAUGUUUUGGGAUUACCUAGAAAAACUAAACUUGCAUAAUUUGUUUUUGCAGUAUUUAAUAAUAUGCAAUAAUUAAAUUAACCAAAAUUAAUAGAACCUUAUGAUUGUGAAAUUGAAGGAGAGAGUUCUAAUCGUGUAUUAAUUGGAGAGACUAGUCAAUUAUAUGAAAUACCUGCUCAUCCAGAAGUAUUAAUUAUAGUCGAAGUGUAAUUACCUGUAAGUAAGAAAUUAGAAGAGAAUAUUGGUAAAACAUAAUCUUAUGGGUGGACAUAAAUUGAUUUGUUUGAUUAAUAAAGAUAAUUGAAGAGAGGCAAAUUCAAAUGUCCAUUAUAUAAAGGACCAACAGAUGCUACUAUUACAAUUGAAAAUAUUGCUAAAUUAGAACCUAUUCCAAAUGCAUGGUUUCAUAUGAGAAUUACCUAUCCAAAUGAUGAAGAUUUAGGAUAAGUUAGAUCAAUUUAUCCAGAAUAGACUGCCAUGGAAUACAAUAUACCUUAUAUACAUUUGAGAAGUUUAUUUGAUAGAAAUUAUGAAGCUGCCAUUGAAGGAAAGGAGUAAAAUAAUAAAGAUAAUGGAGAAUUCAGUUUGAAUGGUUAAAAUUAUAAAGUAACUGAGGAAGUAGAAGUGUUUGGAAAUAAAAGAAAGGCUACUCCAUAAAUUAAAUAAUAUGUUUUAAAAGGAGAUAUGAAAAAAGGUUAUAGAGUUCAAAUACAUUUCAUUUAAAAUAAAAUAGCCAAUAAUUUUAUGAGAGUAAUGUGUGCAGCAUUGACUGAUUAACAUCUUAUGAUGGAUCCAAGUGGUUAACCAUUAGCAUUUAAUACUACUAUUCAUGAUCCUAGUAGUCCUAAUCCAGGAUAAAAUACAGAAUCUAAUCCAUUUCCACUUAUAGAAGCUGAUCCUUAAAUGAAAGGUAUUAGUAACAAAGCUGCUAGAUCAAUUUUGAUUGAAUUUAAUGAAGAAUAUCGAUUUUUUUACAAUUUUCAAGAAUAAGCUAUGAGUUCUGGAAAAGUAUAUUAUUAAUUGAUAUUGUUUAGACUAUUUACCUUGGAUUUUAAGUAGUUGAAAAGAAUGCAUCUUAAGGAGGAGCUAAUACUACAAUGACAAUGGGAGAUUAUGAAGUUAUUGGUUGGUCUUAUAUAUUAUUUGUCAAGCCUGAUGGGAGUGUUAGAACUGGGAGAAAUACUUUAAAUUUAUUUAAUCCACCUUUGAAGAGACCACCAUUAGAUGAAUCAAAUGUAAUUAAAGUUAUUUAUCUUAGUUAUCAUAAUCAGGAAUUAAAUUAGAUUAUUCUUUGUAUGACUUUGAAUAUAAUGAUGAAGAUAUGAUCAAAUGGAAAAAUCAAAGAGUGUUUUGAUUAUGUCUAAUUUAUUUAAUUAAUAUGUAACAUUAAGGAGAUUUUAUGAUCAAUGUAUAUGAAAAUUCUUAUCUUAGGCUGAUUUAAUUAUCAAACAACUUUAAUGUGCAGUUUGCAUCAAUGAAUUCAAUAAUGCAUUUAUAACUAAAUGUGGGCAUUCUUUUUGUUAUGUAUAUAUUGAAUAAUUUAAAAUAGAAUUGUAUCGAAGAAGUCAUAAAUAGAUAUCAUAAGUGUCCUUUAUGUAACUUAGAUCUAAAUAAAACAGAUAUCUUUAAGAAUAAUCAAAUAAAUCAAAUAAAAUGUAAUUAGUUGAUUCAUAAUAGAAAUAAUUGAUGAAUAGAAGAAAUAAUAAUUAAAUAAUAAAGUAAAUAAUAUAUUUGGAGAUCAAGCUGCUAAUACUUUCUUGCCUGAUUAUAAAAUGAUAUCAGAUGUAAUUCAAUUUAAUAAUCAAGAUCUUUAAAAAUGCUGUCUAAUAAAUGUAUAAUAUAUAUGAAAACAAAUAUAUCGAUGCAAUAGAAGAAUAUAAAACUCGUUAAUAAGAAUUAAAAAUUGAAUAUACAUAAAGGUUAGAAGUUGUCAUGGAAGUAUUAAAAUAAAAUUAUAAAAUUAGGAUGAAGUCAAAGAAUAAAUUACUAUUAAUUAUAAGGAGGCAAUGAAACAAAUAGAAAACAGUUUUAAAUAAUUAAAAGAAUAUUAUGCUGAAUGUGUACAUAAAACUUUAGAAUAAUUUAAAUGUGAAUAGAUUGAUGUAAGAAUUUUAUAUAAUAUUAAGAUUCUAAUUUAAAUUGUGUUACCAUAAUAAAACACUUAAUUUCCAUGGCCAUUUAAAGUCAGCAAUAGAAUAAGUUCAAUUGCUGAAGUUAUUCAUUAACACUUUGAUAAAAAAAAUGAUCCUAUCUAAAACUUUGAUCCUACUAGAUUAAAAAUUGUAUUCUGCAAACCUUAAGAUCUUUAUAAGAUAACUCAAUAAGUAAUAAGGAUGGAACUUGAUGUCAUAUCUUAAUAAUAUCAAAUAUAUCCAAUGAAUAGUGAGAUAUUUUUGGCAUCUCUAGGUCAAGUUAAACAAGGAUCAAUUAUUGUUGUUAUGGGUGAGAUAAAAUUAAAGAGCCAAUAACCUAAAGAAUGCAUUACAUAUAAAUUUAACAAGGAUAGAUUGGUUGAUUAUUUUAGUUGUUAAUAAUGUGGAAUACAUUGGGUAUGUUAAAUUUGUAAAGACUUCUGUCAUUAAGGUCAUCAAUUGACAGUAUAUAGACAACAAGUGAAACCAGAUUGGGCUUGUUGCUAUUGUGUAUCUAAGGGAUUCUGUAAGGCAUUAAAUAAAAAUAAUUAAUGA